Molecule: messenger RNA, 1050 nt
Organism: Dovyalis caffra
Lineage: Eukaryota; Viridiplantae; Streptophyta; Magnoliopsida; Malpighiales; Salicaceae
Source: the annotation of a GenBank genome assembly
AUGAGUGAGGGUGUAAAGAGAUCCUCUUCAAAUGGCUUUCAGAAGCCUUUGACAACUGAAGACCAGCAGGCAAAGGUCAAUGAAGUGAGAAGGUUGGUGGGGCCACUGCCAGAGAAGUUCUCCAUUUAUUGUUCUGAUGCGUCAAUUGCAAGAUAUCUAAGGGCACGGAACUGGAAUGUCAAGAAGGCACUCAAAAUGCUGAAAGAAACCUUAAAAUGGAGAGCAACAUACAAACCAGAAGAGAUUCGCUGGGAAGAGGUUGCUCAUGAAGCACAAACAGGGAAAAUCUACAGAUCUAAUUAUGUUGACAAGCAUGGAAGAACAGUUCUUGUCAUGAGACCUAGUUGCCAGAACUCCAAUUCAAUUAAAGGACAAAUUAAGUAUUUGGUGUAUUGCAUGGAGAAUGCCAUUUUAAAUUUGCCACCAGACCUGGAGCAGAUGGUCUGGCUGAUUGAUUUCAACGGUUUCAAUUUAUCGCAUAUUUCAUUGAAGGUGACACGGGAAACAGCCAAUGUUUUACAAGAUCGUUAUCCGGAGCGCCUGGGUCUGGCAAUUCUGUACAACCCUCCAAAGUUCUUUGAACCAUUCUGGAUGAUGGCAAAAGCCUUUCUAGAGCCUAAGACUUACAAUAAAGUCAAGUUUGUUUACUCUGAUGACAUCAACAGUAAGAAAAUAAUGGAAGAUCUAUUUGAUAUGGACCAUCUUGAAUCUGCAUUUGGUGGAAAAGAUAGUGUAGGUUUUGAUAUAAGUAAGUACGCAGAGAGGAUGAGGGAGGAUGACAAGAGGAUGCCUUCUUUCUGGACAAGAGCGAGUUCUCCCUCAGCAGCACUACAGCCAGACCUGACAUCUACUGCUUUGGACUCGCUUAACUUGGACUCAGAUUCUGUUCCUUCUGACAAUGAUCAAACAGAAGGUUCCAUGCCUCAUGGAAUAGAUUCAGAAACUGUUUCCUCUGAUGAAAAUACCCUAGUGACUGAUGUUAGCAAGAAAGAGUCAGAAGAUCCACAACAAUCUGAAGUUGUGAAACCUGAUGACAAAGCACAUGCGUGA